Molecule: messenger RNA, 2872 nt
Organism: Myxocyprinus asiaticus (Chinese sucker)
Lineage: Eukaryota; Metazoa; Chordata; Actinopteri; Cypriniformes; Catostomidae
Exons: 5
Coding region: 1058-2143 (361 amino acids)
Source: RefSeq, a predicted model, not a curated record
GGAGAAUUCCACAACGGCUGACUAAGGAAAAAUAUGCCCUUGGUAUCAUCAGCUUGGUCCCUGCCCUGAAAGAUCCACUCUCUAAGAAAGGCUAUGAGCAUUUCUAUGAUGCCCAGAGUGAAUCGGGCUUCCUGGCUUGGCGGCUCAAGACAAUACAACAAAGACUAAGCUUCGCCCUAUGUUAUCUAGCUCUUCUAGUGCAGAAGUGGUGACAGGAGAUGGUCCAACACUCAUCAGGAGUAUAAACAAAGAACAUCAGCUUCAGGAUGAGCAGUGCAAAGAGGCUAUUUCCUUGAUGACCCAUACCAAUGAUCGGGAGACCAUAUUCCAGAAGAUGCGAGAGACAUUUGAGUAUAGACAGAGGCUUGUCCACAACCCUGGAAGAUCAGCGACAGUCUUGUCUGUGUUCCCAAGACUGUUGGACACAAAAGGAUUGAUUCUUCAAGACUUCAGCCUUCUCUUUGGACCUGAAAUAUCUGCUAGACUUCUGGAAUGGUGGCCAUCAUACAAACCUAAAUUGAUAAAGGAGGCAUCUGCGCUUGUUUCAACGCCAUAUCUGGAACAGCUUUUACAGUCUGCCAGACAGGAGCAAGGGGAAUCAUCUGUAGACAGCUCGAAAGUUGGGACAGUGAUAUGUCUACUUUACUCCUGCUGUUGCACAUCCUGUCACCUCAGCCAGCUGGGAGAAAGAGGACUAAUAAGAUCAGUGCACGUCAAGCCAUGGACCACCUAGUAGAUUUUCACAAGUCAUGCCGGAGUCUUGAAGAGCAUUUGGAUGUAGAUGAACAUCGGCAGCCAUAUCUUCUUGCUUCGAGAACCAGCAGACGAGCUAUCAACAGUUUCUACACUGUCAUGGAUAAAAAACUAAUCUCAUGCCAAGGAAGCACAUCACUUGCAGCGUUUGAUGAGCAUUUCAAGGUCCACUUUGUUUUUAGUUAAAAUUAUGAUGAAGCACUUCACAGCAUGUAUACUUUCAUCCAGACCACUGUGUUUGGUAUUGAUGUGGGAGCCACCAAAGAGACUCCAAAAGUGAAGGAAUUGUGAGCCAAGUUAAUGAAUGAUGUUUAAGUGUUACGUUUGUAGGACACUUCAUCAUUCAGGUGGAGUAUUGAUUCGACAUCUCAAACUAUCACAUGGUUUAUAUCCUGGCAAAAAGUUCAAAUUGUCAUGUGCGCAGGAUGGUUGUUGUUUGGAGUUUAAAAGUUACUGUGGUUUCAGAAGACACCUUAAACUUUUUCACGGUGACAGUAGUGAUACUGAACCUCCGAGUUGCUCUGAUGAGCCAACAACUUCAACUGUGAUCACAUCUGUAGGUAUGCCGGUUCUGCCUAUGAAUGGACCUAACAAUGCAUCUUUUGGAACACUGAACUCACAACAAGAUUUUGCUGAUCUUAUGGAUUGUUCAGUAUCCAAAGAAAUGUGUGCUUCUAUUAUUGCCAAGUUGCAGGGCAGUGGUGUUUCAAACAAUGUUAUUUUGUCUGUUGUAGAAAGUUUGAAAGAAUGUUUGAAUGAUGUUCAUACAUUUAUUAGAAGUAAAAUCUUGAAGGUAGUGCCAGAGUGUAACCCAAUUAGAAUUGCAGUAGAAAAUGUGCUUGUCAAAUUGCAGAAUCCCUUUUCUGAUCUAAACACCGAUAGCAAAUGGAAAAAAUAUUUUUGUGCAAAAUGGGGAGUUGUACAACCUGUGGAGGUGCACUUAGGAGUAAGAUAUGAUUCCAAGAGAAAUAGAAGGUCUGGAAUUUACGAACAGGUACCAGUCAAUGACACUUUUAUGUACAUACCAUUGUUUAAAACUCUGGAGUUUAUUUUCAAGAAUGAGAUAAUUUGCAGCCAUGUCCAGUCUUCUACAUUCAGUGAUAUAUAUUCUGACUUCUGCGACGGUGCUUACUUCAUGAGUAAUCCAUUGUUCUCAUCUUUCAAACAUGCUCUGCAUAUUCAGGUUUAUUACGAUGAUUUUGAAACUGCUAAUCCUUUAGGAUCUAAGCAGGGUGUGCAUAAGCUUGGAUGUUUGUAUUUCACACUUAGAAAUCUUCCACCAUAUCUCAAUUCUUCUCUCAUGAACAUACAUCUCAUUUCCCUGUUUCACUCACAAGAUGCCAGAAAGUAUGGCUUGGAUAAAAUACUAAGCCCUUUUGUAGAAGCUUGAAAUGUGUGGGAUGAAAGUGUCAUUUUCUGAAGAACCUCUUUAUGGAACAGUAUCACAGAUUACGGGUGACAAUUUAGGAAUAAAUGGUAUUCUUGGCUAUGUAGAGUCUUUCAGUGCCCACUACUUUUGCAGGUUGUGUAUAACAGACAAGGCCACAGCUCAAACAGUAUUCAGUGAACAUGACCCAAGAGUUGUUUUGCGGUCUAAAGAACUAAAUGAACAGCAUUACAAAAAUCUUGAGGAUUCUGGGGAAAGUUCAUGUUAUGGUAUAAAACACAACAGCAUUCUCAAUUAGUUUAAAUAUUUUAACAUUGCAGAUAAUGUGGUAGUAGAUGUAAUGCAUGACAUCCUUGAAGGUGUAGCACAAUAUGAACUAAAGCUACUGUUUUAGUAUUUAGCAAAGGAUUUAAUUUCCAGUGAAAACAUCCUAUUGAGAAUUUAUGCAUAUAGCUAUGGCUAUUUAGACCGUAAGAACAGACCAACAAAGAUUAACAUGCAGUGCAAUGGACUUGGGCUCAAUGCUAGCCAAACAAUGUGUCUCUUGAGAAACAUUCCACUUAUAUUUGGCGAUGUUGAUCCAGAGGAAGACAACCAUUGGAAUCUACUUUUACUUCUUCUUGAUAUUGUAAAUAUAAUCUUCUCUCCUAACAUCACAAAUGACAAGAUUUGAUAGAGGGAUUUCACCUGUAGAAAUCUGGAAACUUUACACAUGAUAAAAUCUAUUUCUGA